AGGAAAUCAAUGCAGGAGCAUGGGAACAAUUGGGGCUUGGGGACCAAAGAGGAAAACUAAAGGCAAAUAACAUCAUUAGAAAAAUUGAUCUUCUGGCACAAGAAAAGGACACACGCAAAAGCGUAAGAAAUACAAGAUGUUGUUGUUGAAGUGAGCAAAUCAAGAUAGGACAUGUCACCUCGUCGUCCGCCGAAUAUCAUUUACUUUCCUCGGACGCGAGGUUUGGGGAGGGGAAUAAAGCCGGUCUCAAGGACGACGAUGUUGUCGUCAUUUUAUAGCACGGCGUGCUUCAUCGCUCUGCAAGCAGUCCUCCUUGGCGUAGCAGCAUCAAGUCUCAACACGGAAGAUGUUGAGCGAGCGUCUCAGUUUGUGGAGCUCCGCUUCGGCUUGAGGCGGCUGCAGAAUAAAGCCGCUUCGUUCCUCCAAACUAGCACUAGUCAACCGGCGACAGCAAUGCCUACCGAUGUAGCGCGGGCCAUUAGCAGCGCUCUCAGCAAAGCCUUUGGGGAGCAGCCAGUGGAGCAAUUAUCAGUAUUUUUGAGUCAAGAACUAUUAUAUUAGAGUAAGGUAAAUAACGGGUUUCGGGUUGCUCGAGUUGCAACGGGUUGCUCGGGUUGCCGAAGCGCAGGGGUUCCAAAUCUGGAACGGGUUGCCAUGGGUUGCCAGGAGAAUCCUGACCCAGCAAAAUGGGGCGAAGCCGGGCGGUAUGGAGGGGCAUUCGUGCGCUCUAAGUGAAGAAAUGGAGAAGAGCGCCGUUUCUUUUUUGUUGUUGUUGCUCAUGAAAGGGGCAGCCACGUUUGAAGGGCUCGGCAGGCUUUCGGGCUCUCCUUUUGUAGCGUGCGGGCGCGUGUUUGAAGCGAAAACAAGGAGCGCAGGCCCCUGCUCUCUGUUGUUUUUCUUUGAGGUGAGUGGCGCUGUUGUUUGUCGUCUCCGAGUCGUUGGCGAUCUCUCCCGUUUAUUUUUCUUCGGGUGCGAGCGUGGCCAAUCUACUUGGGGGCUGAGAGCGAGUCUCCGCCUGCUGGCUUCAGCGGGCGACGUGUCCAGUCUUGGGCAUAGCAGUAAGUAUACUGGAGGAGGUUGCUAAAUUGGUAUUGGAAUUAUACACGAGCGCGCCGCCAUCAGUAUGCAACUACGGCGCGGCGCGUGGUCGUGUCGUGCGCUCCUGUUAAGGUCUCUCGUAGGGUCAUAAAUCUGCGCCCGAAGGGCGCCGCGCAAAAAAUUUAGGUUGGCAACUCGAGCAACCCGAGCAACCCGGCCCGAUAUGGGUCAAAAAAAACCUAACUCUAUUAUAUAACAUGGUACGCGUAUUAAGCACCUUGUUUAAAGGUUGACUACUAUGCAUGUAAGAGUACUAAACGCCAUAAGUGCUACUCAGUACUACGGACUUCUAGCACUACGUGGUACUACCUACUUUCAGUCACAUUUGCCUAGUAAAUAUUCAUCGAACGAACACCAGGGUUUUCAUGUCCAUAAUGUUGGCUUGCAACCUCGACCGGACCAAACCGGUUACGAUGCACGUGCGUGGUUUAAUAUGCCUGGGUCAGUGCAGAAGAAUGGACAAGUACUCCGGGAUCUGUCACAAAAUGUCGAAAGCGCACUAAAAAAGGUCAAAGGGCUCGAGAACUCAGCAGUGGAGCAGGUAUCGCUAGUGCGAUUGGAGUUAUGUUCUUCAGCGUUCGUCAGCGAUGGAGGCAGUGGAAAUGCAGUUCUAUCAUCGCAGGUGUCCAAAGGCCUCAAAAUUAAGGAUUCUAGCUUUUGCAACGGUUUCAGAUGUUUCGUUGGCCCUUGAUGUUGCUGUAGUAAGUUCACUUCCUUGUCUAAAAACAAGUCUUCUAGAGUCUUGGCACUCUCUCAAAUUAGCUUUCUACUCGAACACGGCACGCGUUUACUAUGAUACUUGAUCCUCCAGUUCUUGCAGUACUAGAAGAUGAAGAUCAAGCACCAGGAGCACGACGCAUACCUCUACUUCUUACAUCUUCUAACUCAAUGAGCUGCACCGGGAAGGUAAUGGAAGGUGCGGUUUGUGCGAGCAGCACAUGUAAUGCCAGUGACCAAACCCAGUGCUGUGCCAAUGGCUCAUUCGAGAACGGGGCGAAGAAAGCUGUGCAGAGUACUUAAUACAGUAGAUGAUCUAGUAGCGUAUCUAGUUAUAGUUUUCAUCGAAUCGCGUGAUUGAUCUUUUGCCUUCGCUGGGUAUAGUAUGCUACGUAUAUAUGUUCCAGGGCGCCGCGGGGCGAUGCCCCCCCCUAGCGGGGGGGGCCGGGCGCCCUGGACCCCCUUUUAAGGCGUCUGCCGGGGGGGAAGGCCUCAAAAGGGGGCGCAGUGACCUCCCCCCUCCGCUCCCUUCCAGCUGCUUGGCUGUUCCCUAGGGGCCUCCGAUGGUGGUGGGAGGCUUCAAAAGGGGCCCAAUGGACGGCCUGCGCCCCCGUCCAGGUGCCUGCUUGUGCCCUAAGUGCAUCCGUUAGGCUUCGCCGCCGCAGCCGUGCCGCCUGUACCCUCCGGGCCCUUGGUCAUCGGCUUGCUUGCUCUUGCGACCCCGGCCGUCCUAUUAUAUAAAAAUAAAUAUAUUUUUGGAUUAUCAUUUUCAUUAUUUUCACGAGAAUAAGGAACCCCUAGAAGUAUCCUUGCUUCCAAAAUAAAAGAGGGAGCUCGAGUUGUUUUUCUUCACAACGCAGCUCUUACCGGUGACGCGUGUGUGGAUAAGGUGGUGAAAGUGGGUCGCUCAUGGGCAAUGGAAACUACUGAAGAAAUGUGCGGCCAAGCACCAUACGACCCAGACGCUGCGCCUAAAAUUAAGACUAAUGUUAUUACUUAAGUUUUUUUUUUUACCUCGAUGGACAUGGACUAGAUCUGGACCUGAUGGUCUAUACGUUCUUGUUCAGGACGAUUUUUUUUACCUUCAAUGACUUCUUCUUGUUCAUCGUAUUCUCUUGUGUAGUUUGGUGUAAUUGAUCCAAGGAAUUUUCCUACUUAUUCUUCUUGAAUUAUUCAAUUUCAAUCAUAGCCAAGGUAAUUUUUUUUUGUUCGGAUCAUUCAAGGAACAUAUGGAGUGAUAAGAAGUAGAUUCUAGAUUAAUAUUUAUAAGAAUUACAUAUUUAUGUACAAGGUUCUUUGAAAUAGAAGUUCUUUAGGCUGAAGUGAAGUAGCUCGAAGAUGACUUAUUGAUUCUAAGCCAGGCCUCUCGGACUUUAUGAUUCAGGCAGCAAAAAACUUGAUGAAAUCGUCAUACUUGCCGGAUCAAAUCGCGCUCUCGUACGGUGUCUUCAAGUCAUAUUGCGUCCCAAGUGACAACAUGUUAUGUCCCCAAUGUUGAUGUAGUUUUCAUAUCUUCAGUGUUCAUCUGAUGAAGCCACGCAGGACGAUCAAUUGACCAUCAAGUUAUAAUUGAAAUUAUAUUUAUGUUAUUUUUAGAACGGAGAGGAAGAACAUCUCGCUUCUUUCCUACUUCUAUUUCUUUUAUUUCCCGUUCCACCACCCAGCAUCUGCAUGCACAACAGAAUACAUCAACGAGCUAUGCACCAGUUGUAAUCUAGCUUGAGGUGCAGCUGCAGUUAUUCAAACCUGCUUUUUCGAACGCUAAUUUUGGCAGCCGGAGCUGGCAACAACGGAACGAGCCUCUUCUACAUCAAUUUAUGAACCAUUUCUUUUACUUCUGCAAGAUGAACUCCUACUCGUUCGCACGUGAGGAGUAAUAUGACCCGAAAAAAUAUCCGAAAAAAACUUGAUGUUUGUUAGAAUUACUUGGAGACCUAGCUUUCUCUCAACCUCAAGCGCUUAUUUUAUUUGACUCAGCCUCGUCUUCUUCGAGACUCGAGCUCGAGUCGGGGUCAUCGAUUUCGAUGGACAUAGAUAUCCUCUGUUCUAAUACGUGUCGGAGGCUAUCGCGGAGACGCCGAUCGCCAGGAAAUACUGUCGAGGAUAUCACCUCCGGACAAAAUGCUUGCAGAAGUCUCCUCCCUCAUGGCCAAUAAGCCGAUUAGCUGGCUGCCAACUGGAACCGGAUUAGCACAAGAGGAGGCAACCUGGCCAAAAACGCAAGAGGUACUACAACGCCAUCAUAAAUAUUAAUAUAGCACGUACUUUUAGUUUUACCUAUGUAAGAACGAAUUAAUAGAGGUACCUCUACCUGGAGGAGACGGAAGAGUAUCACUUCGUGAAGAUCAUCUCUCCAGUGCAAAUCGAUUUGUCCAGGGACGAUGAGAAGUUUUUCUUCGUGCUCACUCACACAAAGAAAAAUAUCCGGUUCUUUUUCCCUAAUCAUAAUCAUAUACAAAACCUAGGCUAUCUUGUCCAUCCAAGAUAUAAUUACAUCCUAGGUUUGUACAAAGAGUACCUCGAUUCAGCCGGCGGGUCUGUGUUGGUCGAAGACGAUCGACUCGCAAGGAUGUAACGGGGAUGGGCAGUCCGCGGGACUAGGGCAAACGGGACCCCUGAACACAGGAAAUUUGGGCUUCAUGGCCGGCAGAUGAAACGUCGAUAGGGAUAUCAGUGUUGUUGAUAGGUCUUCUUAUUGAUCUGAUGUCUUGUUCUUAUUUCGUCUUGUAUCAGUUAGUAUUUCUUCUUCUCUCUCCUUGUAGUGCAGAGAAGAUCCACAUGAUAACCUCAUUACCUUCUAACGUAAUUAUGUUCAGGAACUGCAUGGUCAAUCAACUUCAAGUUCAACACAAAAAAGCAAUGAAAUAAGUGUCUCGCCAAUUACUACAUAUUUAUAUCUUAUCAGAUGUAUUUAGAAUUAUAUCUAAGACGUUAAAUAAAGAAAUAGAUUCUUGUCCAGAUUAUGAUAGAUAUUAUAAUGUUUAGUCAACCCAAAAGAAAAAACUCAAUUGUGUUAAUUAUAGUUGCACCGGUGUGUGCUUGAUGCAAGACGAGCAUUUGCAUUUUCAUUUUAAUAGAGAACAACAUAGAACGAAAAAUGCCAUGAACCUUAUACAUAGAAAUCACGAAGAUCAUGGUCGUGUAGAUGCCUCCAAGAGGCUGCUACGUGCAUUUUAAUGCUUCAUGGGUCAUGGUCACAAUAUUUAGAAGAUACAUUUUCAACAUACUUUAACUUAUUUGUUGUCGUGGACAAAAACUCUGACGCUGUUAAAGUUCGAGAAAAUCUUGUG
Molecule: messenger RNA, 5105 nt
Organism: Amoebophrya sp. A25
Lineage: Eukaryota; Dinophyceae; Syndiniales; Amoebophryaceae
Source: the annotation of a GenBank genome assembly